GUUACUUACUUCGGUUAAGGGGUUUCUUCAUCCUUGGCCUAUUCUCCUCGACCUUGAAGAAUUAGGGGUUUCUUCUUCUCGAUCCAAUCCCAAAAUCCUUCGUAAUCGAAGGGGUUAAGAAAAUAAGCUAUGAGGAGAUCAUCGGCGAAGAGGGAUACAAGUUUCUUAGAGCAAUUGAUUCUCUACGUCGCAGGCGCUGCAUUUACCAGCUUAUCUCUAUACGUCUGUGCCCGUCACUUUGACCCGAAUCGUGACGCUGCUACAAAGGCCCUCAAGCAUAAGAGAGAACUCUCCAAACGUCUGGGUCGUCCUCUUAUCCAGACCAAUCAAUACGAGGAUGUGAUAGCUUGUGAUGUAAUAAACCCACAAAACAUAGAUGUGGAGUUCGAUUCUAUUGGAGGGUUGGAGUCAAUCAAGCAGGCUUUGUACGAGCUUGUGAUUCUGCCGUUGAAAAGACCCGAGCUUUUUGCUUAUGGGAAGUUGCUUGGUCCUCAAAAGGGUGUUUUGCUGUAUGGUCCUCCUGGCACUGGGAAGACCAUGCUCGCCAAGGCUAUUGCCAAAGAGUCUGGAGCUGUUUUCAUCAAUGUGAAGGUCUCUAAUCUGAUGAGCAAAUGGUUCGGCGAUGCACAGAAGCUCGUGGCUGCUGUGUUUAGCCUGGCGGAGAAACUCCAACCUGCGAUUAUUUUUAUAGACGAGGUGGAUAGUUUUCUUGGCCAGCGCCGUGCCACGGACAAUGAAGCUAUGGCGAAUAUGAAGACUGAGUUUAUGGCUCUAUGGGAUGGGUUUACUACUGACCAGAACGCUCGGGUGAUGGUUCUUGCUGCAACGAACAGACCUUCUGAGCUCGAUGAAGCUAUUCUGAGACGGUUUCCUCAGGCGUUUGAGAUCGGUAUGCCUGACCGCAAGGAGAGAGCUCAGAUACUGGAAGUUGUUUUGAAAGGAGAGAGGGUCGAACCGGGUAUUGACUAUGAUCGUAUAGCUGGGUUAUGUGAAGACUAUACCGGUUCAGAUAUCUUUGAACUCUGCAAGAAGGCAGCUUACUUCCCAAUCAGAGAGAUCCUAGACGAGGAGAAAAGGGGCAGACAAGUUUCGGUGCCUAGGCCGUUGACACAGUUCGACUUGGAGAAGGUUCUUGCUACUUCAAAGAAGACACAGGUUGCUGCAAGCGAGUACUCUGGCUCAAGCUCUCACGCUUCGGUUUGGAGAAGUCCAAGGGAUAGUGAGGAGGUACAAGCAGCUAUAAAUGGCAUCUCAAAGCUCUUUACUCCUAGGAUUGUAAACCAUCAGUCGGAUUCUCAGGAUCCAAGUCGGCAUGAUCCAGAAGGAGAUUCAGAAUAGAUUAUUUUUCUCUGGAGUUUGUUGUGUAUAACCAACCACAAAAGUAUUACUAGAAAAUUUACACUCUUUCAGAUGUCUGAAUUAUGGACAUUUUUCUUUUACAUCAUUUGUGAUUCUUCGGGCUAUUUAACUUUUCAUUUAUCAUUCUGAAGCUAAAGCAGUGUAUUUGAUGUGUAUG
Brassica oleracea var. oleracea is the source of this 1516-nucleotide messenger RNA. RefSeq names its product ATPase family AAA domain-containing protein 1-like. Bases 130 to 1338 code for a protein of 402 amino acids. The transcript has 5 exons. Lineage: Eukaryota; Viridiplantae; Streptophyta; Magnoliopsida; Brassicales; Brassicaceae. Gene Ontology annotation, molecular function: ATP hydrolysis activity; ATP binding. Gene Ontology annotation, cellular component: mitochondrial outer membrane. The record is from RefSeq and is a predicted model, not a curated record.